UACACUCCAUUCACAUUCUUUACAUCAACUGAUCACUUUCAACACAAUUCUCUCUUCCUUUCUCUCGUAUAUAGAUAAGGUGGCUAAGUUUCUUCUCCACUCUGUAUGAGAAGCAAUGGCGAAGAAUCUUAGCAGUAAUGUAACUAUUCAUGUUUUAAUGCUGUUCCUACUGAUAUCAAGAAACCAUGGGAUGAUUACAGAGUCUCCAUCUCCAAGUCCUCAACCGCAGCCUUCAGGCCUCUUACCAACACAUGGUAUAACUCCUGGCAGUCUUCAUCCUCAAGAGUGUUCUCCAAGGUGUACAUACAGAUGUUCAAAAACAGCAUUCAAGAAGCCAUGCAUGUUUUUCUGCCAGAAAUGUUGUGCAAAGUGCUUGUGUGUGCCCCCAGGCACUUAUGGGAACAAACAGUUCUGCCCUUGCUACAACAACUGGAAGACCAAAAGAGGAGGGCCAAAAUGCCCUUGAAUUUUCAGGGCUUUGUUAUAACUGCCACUUACUAAGCUUUAUGUGUCACUCUCAGUAGAGAAAAGUUUCAACGUACUAAUGCUCGAAUAUGUUCACUUUUGUUUGGACCAAUAUAGUAGCUGCAUAAUUGUUGUACAUCUUUGAAUAAGGUUUUUUUUUUUUGUCAGCAACGAUACAUUUGUAGACUAAUAAAAAUAACUUGCGUUGCGUGUGAAUAGAUAUUACCCUUAAUUGGCUUCA
Molecule: messenger RNA, 706 nt
Organism: Coffea arabica (coffee)
Lineage: Eukaryota; Viridiplantae; Streptophyta; Magnoliopsida; Gentianales; Rubiaceae
Product: protein GAST1
Source: RefSeq, a predicted model, not a curated record